UGUUUUUCACAACUCUUCGUCCCGAAGAGACUCAACUCUCUCAGUGUGCAGGAGAAUCGAUACGACUUCAGUCAGGGAAGAGACCGCUCCUAUUAAUGUGUUGAUAAAAUAACCUGAUUUUAGCAGGAAGCCACAAUGGCGGCUGAGUACCUUUUGAACACUCUGGAGGAUUUAAAAGGUAAACAAUUUAGGGACUUCAAGUGGUAUCUGCAGCAGCCUGACAUCCUGGAAGGCUACGAAGCCAUCAAAGUGUCCAAGCUGGAGAAGGCAAAAAGGCGGGACACAGUUCAUCUGAUGACGACCACCUAUAAACUUCCUGGAGCUCUGGAGGUGACCAAGAAGGUUUUAGAGAAGAUAAAGAGGAAUGAUCUGGUACAGAAACUGUCAGACACCAGCUCAGGACCAGAAGCGUCAGUGGAUGUCAAUGAUGGAGAGACUUCAGAGAACAGAGGAACUUGCUCCUCUCAGAGUGAAGAUGUGAUGGUUCCAGUACCAGAGCCACAACCCAUCUCAUAUUACCAGAAAAUGCUUCAAUCAAACCUUCAGAACAAGUUCAUCUGUACACCAGAAGGGUCGAAUAAGGAUGAGCAACGUCUGGAUGAUAUCUACACAGAGCUGUACAUCACAGAAGGGGGUGGCGUACACAUCAACCAACAGUAUGGUAUCAGGCAGAUUGAGGCGCCGGUGGUGAAGCCAGCAGGAACAAUUAAACCUUGUGACAUGUUCAAACCCCCCUCUGGAAGAUAUAAACCCAUAAGAACAGUGCUGACCAAUGGAAUCGCGGGAGUUGGAAAAACAUUUCUCGUGCGCAAGUUUAUGUUGGACUGGGCUGAAGGAAGAGACAAUCAAGAUGUGCAUCUCAUUUUCCCCUUCACCUUCCGCCGACUGAAUUUCUUGAAGGAGAAAACAUUAUGCUUGGCAGAGCUCAUUCAUGAAUGCAUCAGGGAGACCAAAGACAUCAAGGACGAAGCUCUUAAUCACAUCUUUACAACUCUGCAAUCAUCAGGAAACACCAACUACGACAAGAGCAAAUUCAAACUUCUGUUUGUUUUGGAUGGACUGGAUGAGAGCCGCCUUCAUCUGGACCGCUCGACCAGUGAAAAUCAGGCAGUUAACUUUGAUGUGACAGCGUCGAUCUCAGUGGAUGUGCUGCUGACAAGUCUCAUAAAAAAGGAACUGCUUCCCUCUGCUCGCCUCUGGAUAACCACACGACCUGCAGCAGCCCAUCAAAUCCCUCGAGAGUUUAUCAACAUCAUGACAGAGGUCAGAGGGUUCACUGACCCCCAGAAGGAGGAGUACUUCAGGAAGAGAUUCAGAGAUGAGGAGCAGGCCAACAGAAUCAUCUCCCACAUGAAGACAUCACGAAUCCUCCACAUCAUGUGCCACAUCCCGGUUUUCUGCUGGAUCACGUCUACAGUUCUGGAGGAUUUGUUGGAAACCAGAGAGGGAGGAGAGCUGCCCAAGACCCUGACUGAGAUGUAUGCAGAAUUCUUGGUGUUUCAGAUUCAUCAGACAAAAAAGAAGUAUGGCCAAAAAAAGUGCAUUCAGUACAUUAAGUCAUUAGCAAAACUAGCUUUCCACCAGUUGGAAAAGGGCAAGCUGAUCUUCUAUGAGAAAGAUCUCAAAGAGAGUGGCAUUGACGUCAGUGGAGCCUCGGUGUGCUCAGGAGUGUUCACAGAGAUCUUCAAAGAGGAACGUGGGAGGAAGAAUGAUGAAGACAAGGUGUUUAGCUUCGUCCAUCUGAGUGUUCAGGAGUUUUUGGCAGCUUUAUAUGUAGAGAGGAAAGUCAUUAACAGAAACAAGAAUGUGAUGUGUGAGCCAGGGCAAACUUGUGGCGAACAAGUGCGAAUGGUGUUCAACAAAACAUCUAUGACAGAAGUCCACAAAUUUGCUAUUGACAAGACCUUGCAGAGUCAAAAUGGACACCUGGACAUGUUCCUCCGAUUCCUCCUGGGUCUUUCACUGAAGACCAAUCAGAAAUGCCUACGAGACCUAAUGAAAAGGAAAAGAAGCUCAGAAACCAAUCGGAAAACAGUUGAGUACAUCAAGAAGAAGAUCAAUGAGAAUCCGUCUCCAGAGAGAAGCAUCAAUCUGUUCCACUGCCUGAAUGAACUGAAUGAUCGUUCUCUAGUGGAGGAGAUCCAACAGUACCUGAGUUCAGGACGUCUCCCCACAGAUAAACUGUCUCCUACUGAGUGGUCAGCUCUGGGCUUCAUCUUACUGUCAUCAGAAGACGAUCUGGAAGUGUUUGACCUGAAGAAAUACUCUGCUUCAGAGGAGGCUCUUCUGAGGCUGCUGCUGGUGGCCAAAGCCUCCAACAAAGUUCUGCUGAGUGGCUGUAAUCUGUCGGAGAGAAGCUGUGAAGCUCUGUCCUCAGUUCUCAGCACCCAGUCCUCUAGUCUGAGAGAGCUGGACCUGAGUAACAACGACCUGCAGGAUUCAGGAGUGAAGCUGCUCUGUGUUGGACUGGAGAGUCCACACUGUACACUGGAGACUCUCAGGUUGAGUCAAACUUGGCUUACAAUGAAAUGCUGUCCGGAGCUCUCAUCAGUUCUCAGCUCUAAGUCCUCCCGUCUGAGAGAGCUGGACCUGAGUAACAAUGACGUGCAGGAUCCAGGAGUGAAGCUGGUCUCUGUUGGACUGGAGAGUCCACACUGUACACUGGAGACUCUCAGGCUGAGUGGCUGUAAUCUGUCAGAGAGAAGCUGUGAAGCUCUGUCCUCAGUUCUCAGCUCUCAGUCCUCUAGUCUGAGAGAGCUGGACCUGAGUAACAACGACCUGCAGGAUUCAGGAGUGAAGCUGGUCUGUUUUGGACUGGAGAGUCCACACUGUACACUGGAGACUCUCAGGAUGAGUCAAACCAGGCUCACAAAGAAAUGCUGUCAGGAGUUCACCUCACUUCUCAGCUCCCAAUCCUCCCGUCUGAGAGAGCUGGACCUGAGUAACAACGACCUGCAGGAUUCAGGAGUGAAGCUGGUCUCUGCUGGACUGGAGAGUCCACAAUGUACACUGGAGACUCUCAGGCUGUCUGGCUGUCUGAUCACAGAGGAAGGCUGUACUUCUCUGGCUUCAGCUCUGAGAUCCAACCCCUCCCAUCUGAGAGAGCUGGACCUGAGCUACAAUCAUCCAGGAGACUCAGGAGUGAAGCUGCUUUUUGCUGGACUGGAGGAUCCACACUGGAGACUAGAAACUCUCAGGAUGGAAGAUGGUGGAGAGCAGAGGCUGAAACCUGGUCUGAGGAAGUAUGCCUGUGAACUCACACUGAACAGAAACACAGUAAACAGAAACCUCAAACUGUCUGACAACAACAGGAAGGUGACAGCAGCGAGAGAGAAGCAGCCAUAUCCUGAUCAUCCAGACAGGUUCGACUUCUGGUUCCAGCUGAUGUGUUGUAAUGAUCUAACUGGUCGCUGUUACUGGGAGGUCGAGAGGAGAGGAGAUGUCGAUGUAUCAGUGAGUUACAGAGGAAUCAAGAGGAGAGGAAAGAGCAACGACUGCUGCUUUGGAGGAAAUAAUCAGUCCUGGAAUCUUCUCUGCUCUGAUGUUGAAGGUUACUCUGUCAGUCAUAAUGACAUAACUACAAGCCCCUCCUCCUCCUCCUCCUCUGUUUCUAACAGAGUAGGAGUGUAUGUGGACUAUCCUGCUGGCAUUCUGUCCUUCUACAGAGUCUCCUCUGACACACCGAUCCACCUCUACACCUUUAACACCACAUUCACCAAACCUCUUUAUCCUGGGUUUGGGUUUGGGUGCCCUGGUUGCUCAGUGACUCUGUGUUCACUGUAAAAGGAAGAAUCUCCUCCUGUGUAGAGAAACACUCACGCAUGCUGACAAACACACACAAACACACACACACACACAAUCUUUUUCCAAGUCAUAUUAACUCAAAGUUAAGAGAAAAAUGUUUUGUUUUAAGAUUAAGAUAAGAUAAGCCUUUAUUGAUCCCCAGAGGAGAAAUUCAGGUGUUGAAGCUGCACAAGGACAGAAAUAAGUACAGAUUUACAGAGAAAGCUAAAAAAAGAAAAGAAAAAAAGAAUAAUAAUUAGAAUUGUAAAGACUAGAAAAUACCGCCUUGGGGUUGUACGCCUCCGACAACCAAUCAAGUUUACAAUUUGAGUUAUGGCCAAAAUGUGAACGUGUUAAUAUAUGGCCGUGUUUUUUCUGUGAGGUCACAUUGACCUUGACCUUUGACCAUCAAAAUAUAAUCAGUUCAUCCUUGCGUUCAAGUAGACGUUUGUGCCAAAUUUGAAGAUAUUCCCUCCAGGCGUUCCAUUCACAAGAAUGGGACGGACGGAUGGACGGACAACUCAAAAACAUAAUGCCUCCAGCCACAGCUGUCGCAAGCGUGGAGGCAUAAUAAAUAAUAGGAAUACAAUAAAAAUAGAAACUAAAAAAGAGCAAUUAGACUCAAAAUUACAAUACAAUAUACAAACAGUACCCACGACCAGAGUAUGUACAGAGUACAUACUUUAACUAUUAGUUCAAUACUGUCUCAAACAAAGUGACAUUGUGGUGUGGUUAGUAGUAGAGUAUAAAAUAGUAUAUGUAAAGUAAUAUGAUGCCACCAACUAUAACAGUGUACACCAGAAUAGUAUAUAAUAUAGUAAAUAUAGUGUGGGAUAUAAAGUAAAAUGGUGAAAAAAAUAUAUAUUUAACAUAAUGUAUAGUAAGUAUAGCACAGAAUAUUAAGUAUAAUAAAGUACAGUAUGAGAAUAGUAUAGUUUAUAAUAUAUCAUGAAAAAUACAAUUACAACAACUACUACUACUAAAAAUACAUAUGUAUAGUAUAACAUAAUAAUACACAUAAUACAUGAUAAAAACUAUAUGUAUUCGUGUGCAAUAUUUGCAAAUCAAUCCAACAGAGAAAGAUAGGGAGAGUGUGCCAGACACUGUGGGAACUGUGUGUGUGUUUAUGAUAUUUGUUGAAUGCAGUAUGUGUCUGUGAUUUUAAAUACCUUGAUUUAAAUAAUGUAUGUUUUCAUUCAGUCUUUGAAGGUAAAGAUAAAGAUUUUAGUUGGAGUUUUCUUUACAGUCUUAUUUUUUUCCACAUAUAAAUAAGUACAGAAUGUUUUUCCAGUGAAAUUACAGGGUUUCACACAUAUGCAUAUACUGUAUCUUAUAAUCUUAUAUAAUAUUCUAAAGAUAUAUAUCAGUGAUCUCGGGUUUAAUUUACAUCCUCAUCAGAUGAACAGUGUAGGGACCUUUUUUAAACAAGCGGGACCAAUUUGAGGGGACUGAAAGUAACUAAAAAAAAGACAUUUCAGAUGUUUUUUGCAUCAUUUUAGACACAUUUCUCCAACAUUCAGCCUGAAAUAUUUGGUAUCUUUGGAAAAUUUGGGAUCUCCACUAGAAUUUAAAAUGAGGUUCUGUAGGAUUGAACAAUGUUUGGCUGAGCAACAUGGAUUUGUAAAGAUGCAGUCCCCAGAGGGUUCACCAAAAUUCUGUGAAUCCCCUCCAAAGUCAUCAUCAUUUAAAAUAAAACAGUAACUCUGAUAUCAAGCUGAGGGUGUUGACUGUGACUUUUUUGCCAGCUUCGUGUCGGAACUCGUUCAUCAUGAAUCUCGAAUUUUCAUGAGCCACUUUUGGAUCAAAACGGUUUUGCCUUCUGGGACAAGUGUCAUCUAAAAAAAAACAUGUCAUGCAGUAGUGUUGAUGUAGUAAUGUACAAUGUUGGGUGGGUUUUUACUAAAAAUCACAUGACAAAGAGGAACCCAGAUAAACUGAUGUCGUAAUUUCACUUCUACGUCAGACACA
Sebastes umbrosus (honeycomb rockfish) is the source of this 5751-nucleotide messenger RNA. Its product is annotated as NACHT, LRR and PYD domains-containing protein 12-like. The transcript is spliced from 11 exons. The coding region runs from base 136 to 3783 and encodes 1215 amino acids. The record is from RefSeq and is a predicted model, not a curated record. Gene Ontology annotation, molecular function: protein binding. Lineage: Eukaryota; Metazoa; Chordata; Actinopteri; Perciformes; Sebastidae.